Molecule: messenger RNA, 1030 nt
Organism: Phycodurus eques (leafy seadragon)
Lineage: Eukaryota; Metazoa; Chordata; Actinopteri; Syngnathiformes; Syngnathidae
Gene: bnip1a
Product: BCL2 interacting protein 1a
Exons: 6
Coding region: 19-705 (228 amino acids)
Biological process (GO): retrograde vesicle-mediated transport, Golgi to endoplasmic reticulum
Cellular component (GO): endoplasmic reticulum; SNARE complex
Molecular function (GO): SNAP receptor activity
Source: RefSeq, a predicted model, not a curated record
AUUGAAUUCGUUUGCAACAUGGCGUCUUCCGACGUGCACGUCCGAAUUUGCGAACAAGAAAUAUUAAAAUAUGACCUGGAAGUCAAGGCUCUCAUCCAGGACAUUAACGAGUGCAGAGGUCCUCAAAUCAAGUUGACGGAACUGAACGCUGACGUGAAAAAGAGUUUUUACAAUCUACGGUUGCGCAUACAAGAUUUAGAGCAGAUGGCAAUGGAGCAGGACAAAGAGUCUGAAAAGCUGGCCUUGAUCAGUCAAGUACAGGGACACAGGAAACAGAUGCUGAGCAACCAGACUGCCUGGAGGAAGUCCAACCUGGCCAGCAAAUUGUCAAUCGACAAUAUGGAGAAGCAGGCGCUGCUUAGUGGAGCUGAUAGUGGCGCCAGGCAGAGGAAGACCACCAAAGAAGGCCUGGCCCAGACGUCCAGUGACAUUACAAAGAAUCUGAUGAGCAUCAGUCGAAUGAUGGCCCAGCAAGUUCAUCAGAGCGAGGAGGCGAUGACCACACUAGCAACCUCGUCCAGGACCAUCCAGGAGGCCAACGAUGAAUUUAAGACCAUGACAGGGACCAUUCAGCUUGGGAGAAAACUCAUCACCAAGUACAACCGCAGAGAGCUCACUGAUAAACUGCUCAUCUUCCUUGCGCUGGCCCUCUUCCUCGCCACAGUCCUCUACAUCUUGAAGAAGCGACUCUUUCCCUUCUUUUGAGGAGUGCAAGCCAUGACCACAUUCCAGUACUUUCCCCAAGUGAGCGUAAAUGAUUUCAAACGUCCUGCAUGUUUUGUUACCUCGCUGGCUUCUGCUCUCUGUCUCCAUUUAGUAUGUUGAACGAAAUACUGCACAUCACGCAAUGGAUAGGUUAUAUUUUUCUAGAAAAAAAAAGAAGAAAGAAAGAAAGGGGGAGAAAGGACGGACUUGUAGCAUAAUGUGUGUCUGAAGCUUCUGUAUGUGAAACUUGUUCUCUCAACCAGUGCCAACAUAAACCACUGUAGUGAGUACAAAAUCCACAAAUAAAGACACAAAUUUGACUAAA